Molecule: messenger RNA, 710 nt
Organism: Volvox carteri f. nagariensis
Lineage: Eukaryota; Viridiplantae; Chlorophyta; Chlorophyceae; Chlamydomonadales; Volvocaceae
Exons: 5
Coding region: 95-562 (155 amino acids)
Source: RefSeq, a predicted model, not a curated record
UAGGUCAGCCUGUGAGUAGGCCAAAUUUGGGUCGCGUAUUCCUUUUCGUGAAGACCGGGACCUAGCCAGGCGAAGGGGAACACAAAGUACCGCUAUGUCGCAUCCACCUCCCGGUUAUCCAGGAGGUCCUCCUCCUCCUGGGUAUCCACCUCCCGCGGGUUACGGCUACCCACCCCCCCAGCCAGGCUACCCACCCCAACCAGGCUACCCGCCCCAGCCAGGCUACCCUCCCCAGCCUGGAUAUCCCCCUCACCCGGGCUACCCACCACCAGGCUACCCCCCUGCCCCCGGCGGGUACCCAACCCACCCCGCGGGCUACCCGCCGGCCCCGGGAGCCUACCCGCCGCCUCAUGGCGCCUACCCCCCGGCAGCCUAUCCGGCCCCACACGGAUACCACGGUGGCUACCCUGCUCACCCGCCACCUAUGGCGGUCCACGGUGCCGUGUACGGCCACCACAUGAAGCACAAGGGCCACAAGUUCAAGGGCGGUAAGGGAUAUGGCUACUAUGGCAAGCACAAGAAGCACAAGGGUUUUGGAAAGUUUGGAAAGUUUAAGUGGUAAGCUCCCCAUCAGGGGCAGGGAGCAGGUUGUGUGGUUUGGCUCUUGAAGAAAGCUUGGGGGCAUUGGGUGACGGAUUGGAUUGGUAUGUGCGCGUGUGUGUGCAUAGGUGUAUGUGUAUGUGUGUGUGUGUGGAGUUAUGAACGGCAUG